Molecule: messenger RNA, 714 nt
Organism: Funneliformis geosporum
Lineage: Eukaryota; Fungi; Glomeromycota; Glomeromycetes; Glomerales; Glomeraceae
Source: the annotation of a GenBank genome assembly
AUGACUGACAGACUUGUAAUUUGUAUUGAUAAAUUAAAUAAUAAAUUGAAGGAUUUAUUAGAAGAAAAUAAGAGGCUUAAACAACAACAUGAAAAUCUUCAAGAAGAAAACAGAGAAACCUUGCAUAUUAAUUCUGAACAAAAAGAAAUGCUUCAAGAAAGAGAUAAGCAAUUUGAAAAGCUAAAUGAAAAUUCAAUUUUUAAAGAAUAUAAUAAAUCAUUCAUAAUUGAAAGUAGUGAACAAAAAUAUAAUACUAACAAAGAAGCGUUUAAGAUUCCUUUAAGUGAUAUUGAAAAUUCCUCUGAAAAUUCGUGGAACUUAUAUAAUAAAGAUAAUAUACGCAUCAUGGUUGGGUUGGAAUUUGGAACAAAAUACUCUAGUUUUUCUUAUUGCCAUGUUAAAUCCAAAACUUUAGCUAAAACGUCAUCUCGUAAAUCUGGAAUUGGUGAGUUCAAACCGUUCCUUCCAGUUGAUUAUAAGAAGGCUAUUACUGAUUAUCUUGGAGAAAUAGGAAAGAAUCAUAUAAUUUUCUUCGAAAAUGUAUUACUGAUUAUUUCGUGUCCUGCUAAAUAUUCGGAUAAAACAAAAGUGAUUAUGAGAGAAUGUGCCUUUAAUGCUGGGUUGAUUAAUGAUAAUAAUUCAAUAACAUUACAAUUUAUUUCAGGAGCUGAAGCUUCAGCAUUAUUUUGCAUUAAUAGAGAGCAUGAUCUUUAA